Messenger RNA from Entrophospora sp. SA101, 684 nucleotides. The record is from the annotation of a GenBank genome assembly. NCBI's taxonomy places the organism in Eukaryota, Fungi, Glomeromycota, Glomeromycetes, Entrophosporales, Entrophosporaceae.
AUGGAAUUUUUACAUUCAAGGCUAUUUGCUGAUACUCUGCCAAUUUAUUGCCGUGGAUGUCCUCACUAUAAUACAAUUCACAAUGAUCCUAAUAUGGAAAAGUUGUUAGAUGAUGUCUAUUUUAAGCCAAAUGUGUCAAUAAACCUUUACUCACCAGGAAGAAAAGCUGCAGUUGAAAGAGCAAUAGAAUUUGGAUACAUAUAUGAAGAUGAGCCUUCUAUUUUGAGAUUUGCAUCACCUUUAUAUGAGAGAUCUUAUUUCCUUGCAAAAUAUGGGAAGCAACGACCUGAACUUUUUCAAUACAACAAAUUUGAAGAAUUUAUCAAAGAGGCAAUUCAAAGAUUAAAACCGUCACAACUUCAAAAUACAAUGAGUUAUGGUGUUAGGGAUAAAAUUUUAGAGCGUCAACUUCAAAUGGAGAUGUAUGUUACCAUACAAUCAUUACUGCCUGAAAGUUAUUUUAUAAGUCCUGAUGUUGGACCAAAACCGGGUUCUGAUGGGUUUGUAGAUUUUUUUAUAAAUGGGGAUUUAUCAUGGUUUAUAGAAAUACUUGUGGAGGGACAGGGCACCAAGGAACAUUUUAAGCAUUUUCAAAUAGGAGGGAAAUACCAUGUUAUGCUGAAACCAAAUUCAAAAUAUGCUCUAAUUGAUUUCAGGGAAUCAAUAAAUGAUACAAUAUGGUGA